AUGUCACUUGCUGAUGAACUGUUAGCAGAUUUGGAAGAAGAUGAAGAGGUGACUGAAGAUACAGAACGUGAUGUCGUAGAAUCUCUGGAAGAAAUUGAUGAGCAGCUAACUUCAGCAGGAAAUUAUGACCGUGUUGGUUCUGUCGCCAAGUUAUUAUCAAAUCCGAAUUACAAAAAUCUCAUCGCCAAAAUGCAAGAACAGUUGGACUUGAAAGAAAUUCCACCAGUUACGAAGCCAUUAGAGGCAGAUCCUCAAUAUAAACUCAUCGUAGAACUUUCUGGGCUUGCUGCAGAAGUAGAUCAAGAAUUGAAUGUUAUUCACAAAUUUGUGCGGGAUAAAUAUGAAAAACGCUUUCCGGAAUUAGAGUCACUGGUACCAAAUUCGCUUGAAUACUUGGCGACAGUAAAACUUCUGGGAAACGAUAUUUCAACUAAAGGUCAAAAUAAGCAAAUUCUGAGCGAAAUUUUGGCUCCAGCUACAUGUAUUGUGGUGAGUGUGACAGCUUCAACUACGCAGGGAAAGGCUUUAGAACCAGAUGUACUAGCGGCUGUGCAAGAAGCUUGUGAUGUUGCAGAAAAAUUGCACACUGAUAGACUCAAUAUGUAUCAGUUGGUUGAAUCAAGAAUGGCACUUAUUGCUCCUAAUCUUUGCGAAAUACUUGGAGCUGGUACUGCCGCAAUGAUUGUGGCUAAGGCCGGAGGUCUUGCUCCACUUGCCCGUCUUCCUGCUUGCAAUGUACUGAUUCUUGGUACACAGAAGAAAACUUUAAGUGGUUUCAGUUCAACAGCUGUGUUACCACAUGCUGGUUUCCUCUUUUUCCAUCCUAUUGUUCAAGGAGUUCCCCCAGACUUAAGGCAAAAAGCUGCUCGAUUAUUAGCGGCAAAAACAACAUUAGCUGCACGUGUUGAUUUUAUUCAUGAAUCACUUGAUGGCUCAGUUGGGAAGAACUUGUUUGAACAAAUAAAGCAAAAAAUUGAGAAAAUGCUGGAACCUCCUCCAGUAAAAGCAGCAAAACCAUUACCAAAGCCAUUAGACAAGGCCAGUAAAAAACGAGGGGGACGCAGGGUACGAAAAAUGAAAGAACGAUUAGGUAUGACUGAGUUACGAAAGAAGUCGAAUCGCAUGAAUUUUGGUGAAUUAGCUGAGGAUGUUAUUCAAGAAAAUAUGGGAUUUUCUCUUGGACAAGCAAUGAGUGGUCCUACAUCUGGAGGUCGCAUUAGAAAUGCAACGGUUGAUCCGAAAACAAGAGCUAGAAUGUCACAAAAGCUUCAAAAAACAAUGGAACGACAGCGAGCUAUGGGUGGUGUAACGUCCAUCCGUUCUCGAGCUUCAGGAACUGCUUCAAGUGUAACUUUCACUCCUGUUCUGGGACUAGAGAUAGUUAAUCCAACGGUAAGGCGUGAUCAUACUGGUUCUUCAUCAACGACAUACUUCUCACCUUCUGCAUCAUUUAUGAAGGUUCAAAGCCCGAUUGCCCGACCUUAA
Molecule: messenger RNA, 1485 nt
Organism: Thelazia callipaeda (thelaziosis nematode)
Lineage: Eukaryota; Metazoa; Nematoda; Chromadorea; Rhabditida; Thelaziidae
Source: the annotation of a GenBank genome assembly